UCAAUAUUUCUUUUUAGGAAACUAUUACUGUAUUGUACCUAGACCUAGAUUUUGAUUCUCAUUUAAUUAUUAGGCCGGUAUUACUGUAUGUCAAUAAGAUCUACUUUGUAUGCCACAUGCCACAAGACGGCCUUCAUGGAGAGGUUAGCAAGUUCAGCCGUGUAAUGUACACCAGAUAACGAAGGGCAACUAAAUCAGCUGCUUUAUAAAAUGGCUUGAUGCUGCUCAGCCGGCCAACAGUUCAUCUCUACACAUCAUGAGCAGCGGCAGACACUUGGCUAAAGGCUCACCCACACCGGAUGUGCCCGAGGAUGGAAUACUGCGUCUGUAUUCCAUGCGCUUUUGUCCCUUUGCACAGCGUGUGCAUCUUGUGCUGGACGCCAAACAGAUACCAUAUCACAGCAUUUACAUCAAUCUCACAGAGAAACCAGACUGGCUGUUUGACAAGAAUCCACAAGGAAAGGUGCCGGCUUUGGAGCUGGUGCGGGAGCCUGGUCCACCUGUGUUAACGGAAUCUCUGCUCAUUUGCGAGUACCUGGAUGAGCAGUAUCCAUUGCGUCCGCUCUAUCCAAGAGAUCCGCUAAAGAAGGUGCAGGAGAAGCUGCUCAUUGAUCGUUUUGGCGCCGUUUUGGGCGCUUUCUUUAAGGCAUCCGAUGGCGGUGAUAUUGACCCAUUCUGGAACGGCUUGGAUGACUACGAGCGGGAACUAAGCAGACGUGAAACACCCUUUUUUGGUGGAGAACAAACGGGCAUACUAGACUAUAUGAUUUGGCCAUGGUGCGAACGAUUGGAGCUGCUUAAAGUGCAGCGUGGUGAGGACUAUAAUUUCGAUGAGACGCGUUUUCCACAGCUGACGUUGUGGCUGGAGCGCAUGAAACGUGAUCUCGCCGUGAUGGCAUUCUUCAUGGAGGCCGAGGUGCAGGCCGAGUUUCUGCGCACGCGCACCGCCGGCAAACCUAACUAUAAUCUUCUGGUUAAGGAUGCCUGAUUUAGUCCAUCAUUAAUGGCAUGAAUAAAGUACUUUAGUUAAUCCUGAAAGGCAA
Messenger RNA from Drosophila innubila, 1043 nucleotides. RefSeq names its product pyrimidodiazepine synthase. Bases 257 to 988 code for a protein of 243 amino acids. Gene Ontology annotation, molecular function: glutathione dehydrogenase (ascorbate) activity; glutathione transferase activity. The record is from RefSeq and is a predicted model, not a curated record. Gene Ontology annotation, cellular component: cytoplasm. The transcript is spliced from 3 exons. Gene Ontology annotation, biological process: glutathione metabolic process. NCBI's taxonomy places the organism in Eukaryota, Metazoa, Arthropoda, Insecta, Diptera, Drosophilidae.